AUGGAGCCCUUGACUUUUGCUGAAGUUCAAGAAGAGUUGAAAAAGCCGGAAGUCACAUUGGUGGACGUGCGACCUGACGAGGAAAUCAAGACGGAUGGAAAAAUCGAACAAUCAAAGAAUAUUCCGAUUGGCGACCUCCCGGCCGCAUUGGAAUUAAGCGAUGCUGAAUUUGAAGAAAAGUAUGGAUUUCCUAAACCAGGGAAGGAUUCACGGGUUAUCACACACUGCAAAGCAGGGAUGCGAGGUCAAAGAGCGGCGACCGCUUUCAAAGAGGCGGGCUUCAGUAAUGUUGGUGUCUACUCGGGCAUCGCGGACUGGAAAAAUAACGGGGGACCAGUUGUCUAA
Folsomia candida is the source of this 345-nucleotide messenger RNA. Its product is annotated as rhodanese domain-containing protein CG4456. Bases 1 to 345 code for a protein of 114 amino acids. The transcript is spliced from 3 exons. Gene Ontology annotation, molecular function: thiosulfate-cyanide sulfurtransferase activity. Gene Ontology annotation, cellular component: mitochondrion. The record is from RefSeq and is a predicted model, not a curated record. Lineage: Eukaryota; Metazoa; Arthropoda; Collembola; Entomobryomorpha; Isotomidae.